Molecule: messenger RNA, 2392 nt
Organism: Tuber aestivum (summer truffle)
Lineage: Eukaryota; Fungi; Ascomycota; Pezizomycetes; Pezizales; Tuberaceae
Source: the annotation of a GenBank genome assembly
AUGCCCUGCUACAAUUGCACAUCCCGCGUACUACGAAUUUUCCUGCAGGAGUCCAUAGCGGCUUCUAUCUCGCGGUCGGGGCCACGGCUUCAGCACUAUCGCUUCCGACAGCAGCAGCAGAGGCCCAGUCCACGCACCCGAACCCAAUUCCCCACAAGCCAAAGGUUACAAUCCACGCUCGCUAGUGGAUCCACGGUACCCCCGCCCAGUGACGACGAUUAUAUCCCGUUUGGGCCGCCCAUCACAACAACGUACAAACGCAUACUCGUCGGUGAUGAUGACGGAUUAUCUGGACUCCUGCCCCCGCCUCCUCCCCCUACACCCAUUCCCACCCCCCUACAAGCCUCGGAUGUAGUGGAUCCCUACGAGCCCGAGGUUGAGAUACUGGGAUUGCCCGGAGCUGGGACCGGGUCGCAGGCGCGGGAGGCCGAGUCAAAGCGCACGAUUGAGUUGAUCCGCAGGAAUAUCGAGGCUUCAUGGGCGCGGAGGGGUGCCCUGGAUAGGUCUAUGGCGGAAACGGGGUUGCCGGUUGUGGGUGGGGUUGUGGACGUGCAGGAGGAUGCGAGGUUGGCGGUGUUGCGGGAGAGAGCGGCGAGAGUGGCCGAGAGUGGUAGUGAUGAUGGGGUCGGAGAGGGCCCACGUGGGGUUAGGGGCAGGGAUAGUUGGAAACUCCCGACUAUGAAGCAGGCGGCCAAGAGGGAAGCUAAGAGGUGGAAGGAAGAGAGGGAGCGGGCAACAGAGAUCGAGAGACUGUUGCUUGUUGAGGAGAGGAGAAAGGAAGAGAGGGAGCGGGCAAUAGAGGACGAGAGACUGUUGCUUGUUGAGGAGAGGAGAAAGGAAGAGAGGGAGCGGGCAAUAGAGGACGAGAGACUGUUGCCAAUUGAGGAGAGGAGGGUGUUGAAAAAGCUGAGGAGGAAGGAGGAGGGAAAGUGGGGAGCAUUAAAAGUAGGUGUGAGGAAUCCUAUGGAGCGUCGAUUGGAGUCUAGAGGGGGCAGGUUCCUGGAGGUCAAAGAGGGUAAGGAUGAGCCACCGGAGGUUAAGGGGAGGGAGGAUAGGGGCGGAGUGAAGGUUCAAAAGACAAUUGUCAUCGGACACUGCCAGAUCCCGGUGCCCGUUGUCCAUCAGUCACUACCAAAACCAAUAAAGGCCAGAGUACCCUCCAUUCAAGAAUUCAUUCGUGACGAGCAGGACCCCUUUGACAGGAAACCGUUUUCUCGGGAAAGGGCCAAGACAAGGGAAUCUGCCGGAGGGAGGGAGCAGGUGAACCAGAGGUGGCAAUCCGCCCUACACGAUGAAGUGGAGGAAGGUUUCGAGUGGGAACAGAAGCGCAAAAGGAGAAAAUGGGAGCUCCCUCCCGUCGAGGAGGCCAAAAAGGAGUCAAUGACCGACGAGUGGGACGCUAGGCAGAGGCUCCAACACUUCGUUGCCACCACACCGAGAUCCGAACUCGAGGACUGGCAGGUCCAGAAGGCUGCACUUCAAAAAAAGUUUGGCAUGGCCUGGGCCCCACGCAAGAAGCUUUCCCCGAAGGCCCGCGACUGGGUGAAAGAGCUCCACUGCAGCGUCCCCGAGCUCACGACGCAAAAACUCUCGGAAAUCUUCAGGGUAUCGCCCGAUGCUAUCCGGAGAAUUCUGAAGUCGAAAUGGACGCCCUCUCCAGAGGAGGCGCAAGACCGGGAACGGAGGUGGCGGAACCGACAGGAGCGUGUCUGGGAACGGUGGACAGACGCUGGAUGUGUACAGACGAAGGGUAUGAAGGCGGAAAUUCGAGAGCUCAAGGCGAAAAAUAAGGCGAAGUGGCUCAAGGAAAAGGAUGAGGCCUUCCGGCAGUAUUUGGAGAAGGUUGAUCAGGCCAAGAAGGAGAGAAGCGCUGUGCGGGACAGGGUGGGGGGGGUUCGGGGUUUGUCUGAUAGGGAGUUAUUCCAAGCCGAGCCGGAACCGGAGUUCAGCGAUGCGGGAGACAUGAUGGCGAACAAGGUCAGAGAGCGCCAGAAGAAUGAGGCGAAGUGGGGAGAGUGGGAUAGAAAGUAUCGAGGGAGACUCGAGAGGGCAAUGUCGUCGGGGGCCUCCACCGAUCCACCCAGAAAACUUUCUGCGGAGAGUCUCGCCAAACUGUCUUCGAGAUUUUUAUAAUGCGAUGUUUCAUAUGGGGUCUUGUUUUUCCUUUCUUCCCCUCUUUUGUAUCAUAACAUGGGGUUCGUCCUUGCAUCUCGUGUCUCUUGGCCGAUUAUAUACCGGUACGUUUACGAGGUGGGUCGUCUGGAGUUGCGAUUAUCGUUGGUACGAUAAUAAAGUGAAGAACGUCUUUAGGCUCGCGCUUAAACUAACUUACGAUGGUCUAUCUGUGUGGUAUUGCGCUACGAUAGUGGAGAGUAGAAUAUAUUUUUUCCCU